GCACCCCUGGUGUUUCUUUUCCUGCUGUGAUAUUGGUGUUCUCAGUUCAGUCUUCUUGUGUUUUGUUUUUCAGUUUAGUAGCUUUGAAUUUUGGUAUUAUUUUAGUAAACCUUCUGCAUUUGGUUCCAACCCUCCCUCGUCUCUGAGUUUGCCUUGUGGCAGCAUAAUCUGUUCAGUUGGGUGUGAAGUAUUGAACAAGUGUAAUACAAAAUGGUAAAAGCAAUUAUGGUGAUACCAUAAAAUAAUAAAUAACUUUCAAUUACAUUUAGUCUUUGGAGAAAAACAACAAAUAAAUUACCUUUAUGUUAAAAAAUUGUAGCCAUUUUUUCUUAUUUCUUUAUUUUUUUUUCAGUUGCUGUAUCCAUUUAUUUCAGUGCACCUGAAAAUUGCAGUCAUGAGUUUCAGUGGCUUCUGGCUAAGUUAGACUUAAAACAAACCAAACCUCUUUAAACAUUAUAGGCUAUGUUUAUAGACACUUCUUUAUCAUGCAUCAGUUUAGCAUCAGUUAAAUGCAGUUGUAUCAUAGUGUCAGCAGUAAACAGUCAGUUGGUCAGAUCAGAGGAAGUUAACAACCACAGGAGGGGUUGAUGAUGUUCAUAUAAAGAACUGUAUAAAGAAAAGAAAGACUGACAGAAACAGAAAAUGGCUGAUCGGUGUCACAUGUAUCUGCUGGGAUUGAUCAUUCUCUGUCCACUUCUGACAGGUGAAACAGAAGUGACUCAUGUGUUCAGCACUUCUGGUGAAAAUGUCCGUCUGCCCUGUGAUAAUGCUUUUCCUGGCUGCACAUCAACUACAUGGAACUAUAACAGACAUUCAGAGGCAGUUGAACUGAUUGCUGGAGGGAUAAAGAAGGAUAACAUAGAGAGACGUGAGAGACUGAGUGUGGGGUCUGACUGCUCUCUGAACAUCAAGAAAGUCACACAAGAAGAUUAUGGGCUUUACACCUGCCAACAAUAUGUGAAUGGACAAAAACAAGGAACUGGUGCAACUGUUUAUCUGCAUUUUCUUCAUGUCACUUCAUCAUCCUCACAGACUGAGAUCAGACCAGGCAGCUCUGUGACUCUCUACUGUCAGUUGAAUUAUUAUGGAGUCUCUUGUGAUACUUUGGUCCGUUCUGAGGGAAUUGAGCUGAUCUGGGUGAAUCAGGCUGGUGUUAGUGUGAUGACAGACUCCAGAUAUCAGAUAUCAUUCUCCUCAACACACUGUAUCAGCACUCUGACUACAAAACUCCUGAAUGAAGAUCUCAACAGAGAGUGGAGAUGUCAGGUUACUCAGAGAAAUCAACUGAAGACCUCAGCCACAUAUACUGUCAAGUAUUCAGCUCCAGUCGAUUCAACAACACUGAUUCCAGUCAGAAGCUCAAACUCUGAGAAGAAAUCAAGCCGAACUACAGCAGCAGAUCCAACACAAGCUCCAGUCGAUUCAACAACACUGAUUCCAGUCAGCAGCUCAAACUCUGAGAAAAAAUCAAGCCGAACUACAGCAGCAGAUCCAACACAAGAUAAUCGGAUCAUUACCUCAAACUCUGGUAUGACUUCAGCUGCACACGGACCUUCAAUUACUACACAGCAAGCAUCAACUACAGAGAAAACACAGAUUCCAACUACUGCACCAAAGUCUCUAAAUCAAGUGACUGUGAUUGUUGGUGUUGUUGCUGCAUUGGCUGUUCUCCUUCUUGCUGUUAUUCUUUGGGCGAUUUGUAAAAAAAAAUCUGGUAACAGAAGCGGGACUGAUGACUCUGUGGAGCAGAAAGAUGAUGUGACUUAUACUGAGGUUGUCAAGUACAGUAAAGACAAAGCCAAAAAUAAGAAGGUUCAUGGUGAUGAUAAAGUGACUUACGCUUCCAUCAGUGGAGCAACAGCUGGACCUCAGGAUGACAGCAGUCAACUUUAUGUCACUGUGAACAAGAACCAUCACAAAUGAGUAAAAUAGUCAUUUAUUAUACAAAGACUUUAUAUUAUGAUGUAUGAAUAGAGAAAUAUAUAAUUGACUCCUAGGGGUUUCAUUUAGUGCCGUUAUAAUUACUAUCUUUCACAUGUUAACAAAUAAACCCAAGUGGUGAUCAGAUUUAUUUGUAGUAUUUUGGUUAGUUUUGGAUGUAUUUUAUAGUAGCUGUCUGCUUGUUGUUCAGUAAAUGUUAUUGUCUUUAUUAUUAAUUCAGGAUGAUACACUGAUCUCUAUGCUUGCACAAAGUUUAGAAAAUGGAGGACAGUUUCAUUUUUAGAUUAUUCUCAAUUAACCAUCAAUUUUGUUAAUUAACUGUCAGUUUGCAGUAAUUAUGAAUACAGGCAAAGCUAUGUGAUAAUGUAGACUUUAAUCACACAGGAAUGAAAAUUUGGUAUUUGAACGAUUUGAGCAGCUGCUUUCAGUAAUGCUUAUAACACUAGAUUGUGUUUGUCAUUAAAUGUAUGACACGAAUAGCCUGUCAAACCAAUGAAAUGUAUUUUCUGUCAUUACAAAUAUUUCCUUGUGCAGUAUUUCUCCUGAGGGGAACCUCUUGUUGUAUGGGUUUAAGCCUUAUUAGGAUACAGAUGCAGUGGAUUAGUGUCAGAAGUGAGUUUGUAACUGUGCAGAAUGUGCCUGUGAGCUCAGAACUGACAUUGUUUUAAAUAUGAUGUUGUGUCGUAACUGUUUUUAAUACCCAAGCUACAUUGAUUAACAUCAUCUUUUGGUAACACUUUAGUAUAGGGAACACAUAUAAACUAUUAACUACAACUUUUCCCUCAAUAAACUCCUAAUUUACUGCUUAUUAAUAGUUAGUAAGGUAGUUAUUAAGUUUAGGUAUUGGAUAGGAUUAAGAAUGUAGAAUAAGGUCAUGCAGAAUAAGGCAUUAAUAUGUGCUUAAUAAGUAUUAAUAAAUAGGCAAUAUUCUUGUAAUAUGCAUGCUAAUAAGCAGCUAGUUAAAAGACCCUAAAAUAAAGUGUUACCCAUCUUUUAAACUAUUUCUGUGCUUGAGGCAUUUGUGAGUAAUGCAGAGAUGUUUAGAAAUGUUUUAUUUAACACAGCUGAGAGACCGAAGUCAGUUUCAGAGAAAUAGAAGAAAUAAUGUCUAUUUAUGGGAAUCAUAAUGAAUUUAAUGAGUCUGGUUCUUUAAUGGUUCCAUUAAUGAUUGAAUGUACUUUUAAUGAAGAAAUAUAAAAAAAAAAAUAAAAAAAAAUCCAUUGCAAAAUGUAGAGAUAAUUUAAUGAUUAACAAAGUUCUCUUUACAGUUCUUGCGAAAGGUUUUAAAUGACUUUUCACAGUCUUUUUAUAUGCAGCAUAAAUACAAUCACAUUUAUGUAUGUCUCACUUAAUUAGUAAGCUGUAUGUGUUUGACCAAAUAAAACUAACUGCUCAUUUGUUGAAA
This is a messenger RNA of Ctenopharyngodon idella (grass carp), 3346 nucleotides long. RefSeq lists its product as uncharacterized. The record is from RefSeq and is a predicted model, not a curated record. NCBI's taxonomy places the organism in Eukaryota, Metazoa, Chordata, Actinopteri, Cypriniformes, Xenocyprididae. Gene Ontology annotation, cellular component: membrane raft; external side of plasma membrane. The coding region runs from base 643 to 1923 and encodes 426 amino acids. Gene Ontology annotation, biological process: T cell activation; interleukin-15-mediated signaling pathway; positive regulation of ERK1 and ERK2 cascade. Gene Ontology annotation, molecular function: protein tyrosine kinase binding; MHC class II protein binding. The transcript has 11 exons.